GUUGGGCAAUUACAGCUAUUGGUUUGCCGAUUAUGUAAAAGACUGAAAGUAUUGUUGAUAGUGAAUACAGAUAAUUAAAUUUGAGUGUGUAAUCUUAGUAGGCUUGUUUUCCAAACAUUGCCGAGUCUGACACCAUGUGGAUCUUCUCCUGCAAAGGUUGAAGUUUUACAGUUCUCAAAACAUAUUUGAUAAAAUUCCAAGGGACUCUUCAAAAUCUCAACUUCGAGGUUUCAAUUUAUCACUCCCUGAUUUCUUAUACCUUACCAAUCAGUAUAUAUUGGCUAAUCCAGAGACUUAUUAUAUAUAGAAACAGAGCCGAACCUGUUAGAAUUGGAUCCCGCUACGACACCAAACAUGAAUUUAUUCUCCAAGAAACCUACAGCUAAAGAGGUACUCCGAGACAGUAAACGAGAAAUGGCCAAUGCCACCAGAGGCAUAGAGAAGGAAAUUUCUGCUUUGCAAUUGGAGGAAAAGAAGCUUGUUGCUGAGAUCAAGAGAACUGCUAAAUCUGGAAAUGAGGCUGCAACUAAGAUACUAGCACGCCAGCUAAUCAGGCUAAGACAGCAAAUUGCUAACCUGCAAGGUAGCCGAGCUCAGAUGAGAGGCAUAGCAACUCACACACAAGCAAUACAUGCCCAAACUUCAGUUGCUGCAGGCAUGAAGGGUGCCACUAAAGCUAUGACAGCCAUGAAUAAGCAAAUGGCUCCAGCAAAACAGGCAAAGGUGAUUCAAGAUUUCCAAAAACAAUCAGCUCACAUGGACAUGAUUACAGAGAUGAUGUCAGAUGCCAUAGAUGAUGCUUUGGACAAUGAUGAAGCUGAAGACGAAACAGAAGAGUUGACGAACCAGGUCCUUGAUGAAAUCGGUGUUGAUAUUGCUUCACAGUUAUCAGCAGCUCCAAAAGGAAAAAUUGCUGGGAAAAAGAUUGAGGAGAGCAGUAGCUCGGGAGUUGAUGAACUGGAGAAGAGAUUGGCUGCCCUUAGAAAUCCUUAGGGUUGAUACAUCAUUUUCCUACUGUUUCUUAGUAUAAGCUUCUUGGUAGAAUUAUUUGUACAUGCCCCCCCCCCCUCAUUACUAUCAUCUGAUACACAUCCUCAUCCGAUACACAGGUAACACAGCCACA
This is a messenger RNA of Cuscuta epithymum, 1123 nucleotides long. Lineage: Eukaryota; Viridiplantae; Streptophyta; Magnoliopsida; Solanales; Convolvulaceae. The record is from the annotation of a GenBank genome assembly.